Lycium ferocissimum is the source of this 1493-nucleotide messenger RNA. RefSeq lists its product as uncharacterized. The record is from RefSeq and is a predicted model, not a curated record. The coding region runs from base 752 to 1300 and encodes 182 amino acids. Lineage: Eukaryota; Viridiplantae; Streptophyta; Magnoliopsida; Solanales; Solanaceae. The transcript has 6 exons.
UCACUCCCUCCCUCUUUUUUUUUCCAUUUCUCCCCAUUUAUUUACAUUGUUAAUUUUUUCUUUUUGGUUUCUCAUUAAUUGUUCCCUUUUAACAAUACCCACAACCAAAACUCUCUAGAAACAUCAGUAGUUCUUUGCCCUUCUCCAUUCUCCAAAUAUGUGUGUGUACUCUAUCCAGGUAGACCCAGCUUUGCCCUUCUCCAUUCUUCAGAUACUCUGACGGGAGAAGUUACAACUCAAAGAAUGCAAGCAGAUGGAGUUUGGAACUUUGAAAGAAAUAAAAAAAAAUAAUGGUGGAACUCAAUGGAGAUGGACAAGGAAGUAAAAAUGGUUCAAACUUGCUUGUGAGAUUUCUUGGCAAACUUUCUCAAAAGUCAAUAGUUUAUCCCAUAUCGGUUGAGAGAUGGGAUAGGAUGCCAGAUGCGAAAAGCCGCCUACAGUGGCAGCUUAUUGAGGAGAAUUUUGAGUUUGAUUAUGCUGCUGGAAUUAAAUGGGUGAUGCGUAUUUAUGCGAAAGAUGGAGGGCUUAUAAAUAUAAGUUAAGAAAUGAGAACUUCUACCCUAACAAAAGUAAGGAAGAGAUACUUGCUAAAACUCCCGAGAACGUGGAUUCUAUUGAUUGUGCUGCUUUUGUGCAUCACUAUAAAGAGGAUAAGGUGAAGGCACAAAGUGAACAAAAUGCAAGAAAUUAACGUAAACUUAAAGUCCCUCAUGCCGGUGGUAGCAAAAGCAAUGCAAGGAGAGGUUGUCAAAUGGAGAUAAAAUAUGGAAGGCCUGUGUGCCGAAGUGAGGUUGUUUUGUCAACUUUACUAAAAAAGGAUGGCAAUUAUGUGAAUGAAGAAGGGAAGAUUAUAGCUGAUAAAAUAUCGGAGCAUCUAUCUCAAGAUCAAGAACGUGCUGCCACUUUAGGUGUUCCUUUGAAGAUAUUUUCUCAUCCUAAUGACGCCAUUGGAAAAGUAUAUGGAGCUGAACAUUCUGGUCGUGUGCGUGGUUUAGGUGGCAAUGUUUGCCCCUCGGCUGCUUUUGGAAUGCCUAGAUGUUCAAUUAGUCAUACGAAUUUUGGUGGUUCUACUAAUAUAUCUCAUCAACGUGUUGAAGACCUAGAGAAACAUGUAGAAACCUUGGAAGAGAAGCUGACUGGAUAUGAGGAGACAAAGGAAAAGCUUGAGGAGACCAAGGAACAACUUGUUGAGACCAAGGAACGGCUUGCGCAAAAUGAGAAUCACUUGGCAACUCUUCAUACGUUUUUACAAGCUAAAUUUGGUAGUGAGUUGCCUAGUUUCAACUUACAUUCUUCUUAGCCUUUUGUGCAUAGCAUAUUUUUGAACCACUAUAUGUGGUGUACCUCUACUUUUUGCAUUUCCAUUACACUAGUAAUUGUGGUAUCUUUUUGGUAUAUUCAAGGCUUGAAACUUAUGUUUUGUUAGUAAGAUAUAUGUAUAUGAUAAGUAGAAUAUUGGAACUUUGAUCUUUAUAGCAAUGAUGAUUUGUGUA